Molecule: messenger RNA, 2328 nt
Organism: Cylindrotheca closterium
Lineage: Eukaryota; Bacillariophyta; Bacillariophyceae; Bacillariales; Bacillariaceae
Source: the annotation of a GenBank genome assembly
AUGAGUGACGAGAAUAAAAGACUACUGCCCUCUACGAUGGCUUCGACCCACGCGCUAGAGCUCCUGCAAUCGAGACCAACCGGUGUUCUGAUGGGAGGAGGACCCUUCUUUACGGAUCGGAAAAUGGUGGAGAAGGCAGAAAUCCAUGGAGUAAUCUUUCCUUGGAUGAGUGCUUACAAGAUUUGGUGGUGGAUAACGGCAAUUGGAGCCAUCUUUACGGUCUUCUUUGCACCGUUUGAGAUUGGGUUUCAGGAAGAACCUGGUACCUUUUCGGAUUUUGAAGGUUAUUCGGAGAUCAUCUCGACAGGUAUCUUUGUAAUUGAUAUCUUUGUCAAUUUUAAUCUAGCAUUCUACAAGCAUGGGAAGAUUAUCUUCGAACGCGGGAAGAUAUUCUCGAAUUACCUCAACCGCAUGUUCUGGGUUGAUCUGAUUGGUGUGUUCCCGUUCGAAACAAUCGUACUGUUGUUGACAGGUCAUCUGGGAGAUAAAGGAAAAGUUGCUCUUCUAGCUUCACUGUUACGUAUGUUACGAUUUGUGAGGUUACAUCGGAUGCAGAAGCUUUCGGACAUGCUUCAGUUUGAUCCAAGAGUAUCGCUCCUGUGGUUCACUCUAAUUCGAAACUUUGUGGCGGUAUUUGCGUUGACACACAUUGAAGCUUGUUUCAUGUAUUUCUUGGCUCGCUAUCACGACUUUGGAGCUGAUACAUGGCUUGGACCUCUUGUGGAAGAAACGACGGGGACUUCGAGAUACAUUGUGUCGCUCUAUUGGUCCAUUGUCACCUUUUGUACUGUGGGAUAUGGCGAUUUUGCCCCCGCCAACCCAAUGGAACAGAUUUGGGGGAGUGUGUUCAUGCUCAUCAAUGUUGUUGUCGCAGCUUGGAUAAUUGGUUCGAUAACCUUGCUCAUUGUCAAGGGAGAUGAACGCACUGGAGAAUACAGAGACAGUUUGCAGACACUCCAACAAUAUGGCGAGAUGAACGAUUUCGACGACGCAUUCAUGAGAAAGCUAAAAGCACAAUUACGGUUGGACUUCAACAAUCGGGAAAUCUCGGACGAGCAAGUUCUCGGCAACUUUCCUGGUGCGGUCCGCCGAAAGAUUCUUAGAAAGUUGUACAUGCAACCUCUUGUCAAAACCCAUUUGAUGGCAGGAGUCCGUCAACAAUUUGUCGAUGCCUUUCUCGCUUCCUGCAAAGUGGAAAUCUUUAAUCCUGGAGAAGAGAUUGUUGAACGGGGUGCUAUAUUGUCCGAUUUGUUUCUGUUGGUGGGCGGUGUUGCUGAGAUUGUCACUUUUGAAGGGACGACGACGCUCGGGCCCAAACGAGAUAGCUUUUGCGAAGAGGACUUUGAUGCGGACGAGCACCUCCGGCGACAAAAACUCGAAUCUGGUGACUUUAUCGGUGAUAUUGGAUUCUUUACCGAAUCGCCACAGGUGGACUCGGUUGCCUGCCUAACGGUUUGCAAAACCCUGACCAUGACACAGGCAUCCUAUAAGCUACUUGCCCAAGAUCAUCCCAGUUCCGUGGGCAAGAUCUUACAGAAUCUUCUGAUCAAAGUGCGUGAAAUGCAAGUGGCCUUGCCCAAGGGGUUAGAGGUUCUCCGUGCUGGUUCAAGUUUUGAUCUGGACUCAUCUAGAACGUAUAAUUCCUUUGAUCUGGAAAGUAAUAAGUCGAGAGAUGAACUUCAACAGCGCAAAGACAGUUUGACAGCUGUCGCUGAUCUUGUCAAGAUGCACAUGGCCAAGCAGCUGGACGACCAGACUACUCGGCUAUUGUUCGCUGCAUCACGAGGUGACACACGAACCAUUUCAUUAAUGUGUAGCCAAGGAUUCGAUGCUGACAAUGCAGACUAUGACGACAGGACAGCAUUGAUGGUAGCAGCCAUGAAAGGAAACACGGACGUGGUUCGCUUGCUUUUGGAGUACAAUGCCAACCCUAACUUGGUAGACAUGCACGGAUCGACAGCACUUCUGGAAGCUGUCAAGAAUGGAAAUGAUGUCACAAUGAAAGUCCUUGCGGAAAGAGGAGCUGAAUUGUGCAUGUCCGAAAAGCUAGCGGCAUCGGUAUUGUGUCAGGCUGUCUAUGAUGGUGACAUCUCCCUGCUGAAGCGCUUGUUGGAAGCCGGAAUCCAAGUCAAUGCCGCUGAUUAUGACAAGCGUACAGCAGCCCAUAUUGCUGCUGCCGAAGGAAAUGCUGCCGCUUUGAGAGUGUUGUCCCAGAAUGGGGCCAGUCUAGAGUUGAAAGAUCGCUGGGAGCAUACGGCAAUGUACGAGGCAAAGAAAUCCAAUCAAACAUCAUUUCUUAAGGAAAUCUCCAAACUGUCCUCACCAUGA